Molecule: messenger RNA, 1134 nt
Organism: Orbilia oligospora ATCC 24927
Lineage: Eukaryota; Fungi; Ascomycota; Orbiliomycetes; Orbiliales; Orbiliaceae
Exons: 8
Coding region: 1-1134 (377 amino acids)
Cellular component (GO): cytoplasm; nucleus
Source: RefSeq, a predicted model, not a curated record
AUGUCCGAAGAUUUCGGUCCUGAUAUUGAACAACUACGGAAUAUUCGGACCCGGCUAGACCAGCUAAGGAACGACAGAGACCACUAUAUCAAAGCAGCUGAUAUUGAUGGUCUCUUCCUCUCUUUGAACUCCAGUGCCCGAGUUCGCGAACUUGACUUGCGGGGCAUAAGUGGGGACUAUACGCUACCCACGUGCAUAGGAGACAAGGACAAUUCGUCAGGCAUCCAGCUCUUGGAGGAGGUUUUAUUACUAUUAUCAUUGUCAUACAUGACGAUUGGUAAGAACAACGAACUUCCCGCGGUGUAUACUACUCUGGUUGUCAUUAAAACACUGCUCUUCCAUCUGAAGAAUGCUGGCGCAUAUUCCCGACAAGACCUUAAAGCUCUGGAGGCAAGACUUGACGACAUUUCCCGGAUCAUAGAAAAUGGAAAAGAGAAGUAUGGACAGGUGUGGUUUGUAUUUUUUAAGUCGCAGCUUGAGGAUUGCAGACAGUCACUAGUUCCCGUAAAGCGCAACCUAGACGGCUUGUCCCACCAACUUGACCCCCUAUACGAGAAGCUAGUGUCCUUGAUUCGACAGAUCACUGCAGUUGGAUCCCGACCCAAGGUCGUUAUAUCGGAAAUAAAAGAACUCCAAGAGAAGCUCGUUGAAGUCGAAAGCUCACGUGUCGAGGGGAAGUUCCUCGCGCCCGAUGACACUAUACCUGAGGGUCAAGAGUUUAUCAACGAUCUGCUACAAAAAUGCCACUUCAUAGCAGAUUCAAUAAUAUCUGACUCGCUCAGAGUUGACCCGAGCCUCUCUAAUCUCCAUGAUGACCUUGUAGGCACAAAGGGAAAGCUUGAGCAGCUCAUGCUGACCCAAGCUUGGUCUAUGAGAGAAACGGAUUUGUUCGAUAUCCUACAACAGCUCCGUAGACUCGAUAGUCUUCGAGUUAAUGAUCGUUUUGUGGGUACGGACGGAACGUCGCCGGAAGAAGGCCAAAAGCUCGCCUCCAUCGAUAACCUAAGGAACUCAAAGGAUGGCGCAUUUCACGUGGGGAAGGAAAUACCUGAGGGACAGGGUGCAGUGAAUAGUCUAUUGGAGGAAUGCUAUGAGAUUUGCCAUGGACUUAGAUGCCAGGUGGAAGACUCGUAA